This is a messenger RNA of Parnassius apollo (apollo), 2886 nucleotides long. The record is from the annotation of a GenBank genome assembly. Lineage: Eukaryota; Metazoa; Arthropoda; Insecta; Lepidoptera; Papilionidae.
AUGGCCAAGGAAAUGAUGAUAGUGUUUGUGUAUGACACACAAUGCUGCGUCUCAGAGGAAGAUGACCCAGCCGAGGCUGUACUUUACUUCCAUCCUGGAUGGGUUUCUGACACACAGAGACAUGCUUUAGCUGGACAGGUGGUGGGCGCAGGGCACUGUGUCAAGAGCCUCUUCUCCCAGCCGGUGGCCAUCACACUACAAAGCGGGAAGUUCAUCCUCAGGGAAUAUGGGAGAUACGUCCUGGCGAUAGGCAGCGAUCGAAAUAUUCCUGAUUGGGUGUUAAAAAACCGAGCCAGCUUGUUGACAUCAAUGAUCAAGGUUUACCAUGGCGAUCUGAACAUGCUCGCUGCGCAGAUGGAGGACCAGAAGAGGUUGGCGGAGAAGCUGUACCAAGUGUUCGAAACGUACCUCCCCGUACUACAAUACGGUUGUCAUAUCUUCCAACGGGUUCCAAUGCUGAGUCUGCCGAAAAGCGCCACCUCAGUAUACAUGGAGUCAAUGCAAAUCCUGGAGCACUGUCGGAAAAGCAAGGGCGUACUGGGAGGAGUUAUUCUUUACAACAAUAAGAUUAUCUCCACUCAAUUGCCACCAAGUCUUACCUCUUACCUGACCGUGGUAGAUCCCUAUCGAAUAAAAUCACCAGCGGAGACGUUGCAAACUGAAACACCGUUGCCUUUCGGAGCACAGCUUCUGGUAGUUUAUGUGGGGCGGAAGACUUACGACACGCUGAAGAAGCAAGCGGAUAAAAUGCAGGAGUUUUAUCAAAACGGUGAAGAAAUAAUCGCGCGUUUUAAAAAGAAUGCAGAAGUGGAACGCGAAAAGCAACCACCAACUGGUAUGAAAAGGGACAAAUCAUUGCUGUUCACAGCUGUGCCGGAAGAGGACCACACCAUGAUAUCACCGCCAAGCAAAGAUCACCAUACGGAGAAUAGAAAACCCAGUAUGCCCGACGUCGUCCCAUUCACGAACAAACCCCGUCUCAGACCAAACAAACUCUCACUUAGCAGCUUCAAAACGCAAAAAUCCUUAGACGAAGUAGUGACGGAAAACGAAACAAAAUUCACGGGCCAAACUAGUGUUUGUUCAACCCCAAUGAUCGAAUACAAAAGACUACACGGCAACAUGCUGUCGAUUUGCCAAAAUCCGGAUAACCAAACACAGGAAAAAUCGCCGGAUUUAGAACCGGACGUCCUAAAGAACAUAGAAAACUGUGCCAAAAUGAAGAUAGAAAGUGAGAAACGAGAUAACAAAAUGGUUUUAGAUAUCAAUUGUAUAGCUGAUCAUUUUAUAAAUAAACCUGAACCAAUACGGAAACUAGCGAGUGUUAUGGAUAUUCAAGAGACUUUCCGGAAGCUAUCGAAUAGAGCAACAUCCAAGUUUAAGUUAAAGCGAUCGCAAAAUGAAGAUGAUUCUCCAUUGGAAGAAACUAGGAGUCCAAGUACUCUCACAAUUAAUGACCCAUUAUUCCCUGUGUUUAGGAACGAUGGUGUUGCCAUAUCAGAGUCCCUCUUUAAUCAGUACCUGGAGCAGUAUUAUUCUAGAAUGAAACAAGAGUCAAAAGAAGAGAACAUGUUCAAUUUCAACUCAAAACUUGGAGAGCCUGAGAAGUUUGAAGAUUUCGACUCAGAAAUGACAAAGUCACCUCAAAGGACUCCAAAGAAGAUAGUGAAAGAUUCUACAAAAACACUGCCAAGUGAUCAGUCCAGGCGUAAAGCGUUAUCAUUACCUCUUAAAUCGUUGACGGAGAGUUCCGAAGCCCAAAUCGAUGCGGAGGCAGUUGGUUUUAAAAAGAAAUUAUCAGGAGUACAACUAACACCACUAAUGGAGAAGUUGAGUCAUUUAGCAUUCACAUCAGAUAAGUCCAGUGGAUACAGUAGCAGGGUGAUGACUCCGUUAGAGAUUAGAGAGUUUCUGACACCAGCUGCCGAACGUCAAGUUUCCUUCUCUGACAGGAAUAAGACCCACCGAGAAGACAGUGAUAGUGAUUCAGAAACUGAAAGUAACUUGGACCUUCUGCCUGAGUACAGUCAGCAUGCAGUAAAAUGCGCACUCUUCGUAAGCGGAUUGCAAAAUAUGGCGCUGCUGGCGCUACUCGAGGUGGAUGCUGCUGACAAUGUCGACACCAUUAAUAACCUGACCAUGUCUUCCAAUCGACGUAGAGAGUUUUCAUUGCGGCAAGACGAAAUUAUAGAAUUCUUGAUGGCUGACUACAGCGAUGAUGAGGAGGGUUUAGUCCUUGAUGAAGAGGAUCAAACUUUUUUAGAGCAAGAUAUAGACACGGGUAUUUCAACUGUUGAAAUUGAACCGGGGUCAGCAUCUCCAGAAGAGAAUGUUAUUGAAAAUCAACAGCCUAGUUCUAAUGUCCCUUAUUUCAACUGGCGAAAAAAUUCAUAUUCUCCGCAUAAUUUUUGUGAAAUGGAAGGGUAUAACUUCGGCGAGGUGCACAUUUUUGAUCAAACUUCUGAUACGGAACUGACUCCUGUAAAAAUUUUCAAUGCGGCUACAGGCUUCGAAGAAUUAGUAGAGAAGAUUAUUGUUCGUGAAUCCAUACGCUACGCUCAUCAAAAUGGAAGAUCUUUUACGUUGACUGAUGAAGAAGCCAAAGCUUUCUUCGGCAUGAACUUUGUGAUGGGGUAUCAUUGUUUACCUACAUUCAGGAGCUAUUGGUCUACAGAUCCUGACAUGGGAGUUCCUUACAUUGCUAAUGUGAUGCCUAUAAACCGCUUUGAAGAAAUACGUACGAACUUGCAUUUUAGUGACAAUUCUAAUGAACCUAAUAGAACCGAUCCGUCUUAUGAUAGAGCAUUCCAAAUACGACCUGUUAUAGAUCAUUUCAACCAUGCUUUUCAAAGAGUGAUGACACAUGAUCAAGUUCAAGGGGCAUAA